Molecule: messenger RNA, 1999 nt
Organism: Peromyscus californicus insignis
Lineage: Eukaryota; Metazoa; Chordata; Mammalia; Rodentia; Cricetidae
Product: lymphocyte antigen 6F-like
Exons: 4
Coding region: 154-495 (113 amino acids)
Biological process (GO): acetylcholine receptor signaling pathway
Cellular component (GO): plasma membrane
Molecular function (GO): acetylcholine receptor binding; acetylcholine receptor inhibitor activity
Source: RefSeq, a predicted model, not a curated record
GCCCUCAGGAUAUGGCUGUGGGUGAAGGUUGGGAAUUAGGAAGAGAAAGCUAGAUGGGUGGUGGACAGGAGAAUUAGGCAGACAUUUAUUCCUUGGGGAAGCUGUGUGGAGAAUUGGAGGGGGAAGAUUGGAUGCCUGAGCCAUGUCCAGGACAUGAUGAACAGUUCCCACGCUAUGAAGACCUGUGUACUCAUCCUGCUUGUGGCCCUACUGUGUGCAGAGAGAGCCCAAGGGUUGCGCUGCUACCAGUGCCUGGGGGUCACACCUGAGACUUCAUCUGGGACUUCUUGCCAACCAGCUAUCUGCCAAUUCCCUGACGGGGUCUGCAUCACUCAGGAGUUUGAAGCCAUUUUGGAUUCUUACAAAGAGAAAAGAAUGAACAAGUUCUGUCUUCCCCGCUGCCCUGAAUAUCAAAGUAAACUUGGAAAUAUCCUAUCCAUUGCUACCGCCAUCAGCUCCAAGAUUUCCUGUUGUAAGGAAGACCUCUGCAAUUAAGCGAUUCUCACUGGGGGCAGCAUGGCCAGCCUGGGGUCGGUCCUCCUGCAAGCCUUGUUAUGACAGUCCUUCCUGCUACUCCCACCCUCAUUUUGAAUCCCAACAGGUAAUCACUCUUUCCUGGAACCCUCUAGGGAUGAACUGUGAGUUUUAAAAACCCUGAGGUGGGGAUUAGGAUGUGGCUUCUCCCAAUUCCCUGACAUUUCCUCCCUCCUCCUGCCCUAGGUCUCACCUCACUAGCUUGUCCAGCCAUGUCUCUUGAGUCUAGAGCAGGACCUCACACAAAUUCUCCUCUCUGGGUCAGCUCUCUGAAUGCCACCCCAUAUUCCUACCACUGCUCUGUCCCGGGCCACCAUGGCCAUGACCACUUCCCCAUAUCACACCUUCUUGUCUCGUGGUUAUGAUAUGUGCAAUAUAAUAUAUGAACUUCUUUAGAUUUAGUCUGUUUGGGGUUUAUUGAUUCUGGAGCACACUUUACGCCUUUCUCUGAGAUGAGAAAUUUCCUUCUUGCCUGCCUGCCUUUGUUUCUGGUUUGGGGAUCUGUCUUAGAGUCUCACAGGCUGGACAAGCCACUUCACCAAGAGCUAACCCCUGAACCCUAUCAUUUCUUCACAUGUUUCUCCCACUGCAUUACUUUUCCACUGCCCCUGGGAUACCUGCCACACAUACACACACACACACACACACACACACACACACACACACACACACACACACACAAACACUUUCUGGUGUUGGCCUGCUCAUGUCUUCCCUGGUUCUUCUGCAUGAGUCCGGCUGUCACCUUCGACCUCAUAUUGGGUCCCCUUUUUCUUUACUUUGGCAAUGAUGUCUUUAUAUUGUUCGCCUCCAUCAGCUGCUCUUCGAGGUCCUGCUUUCUUGCUGAGCAGAUUUCAUACUUUCCCGCUUACACCCAAACUGCUUGCCCUUACCAUGUAUAUUUACAUCAAAGCCGCCGUGCUGUCCCAGUAUCCCAUUUUCCAUGUCAUCUCAGCAUUGGCAUCUGUAUGAGUUACUUUCUGUUGCUGUGAUAAAACACCGUGAGCAAAAGCGACUGACGGGUUUAUUUGAGCUUACGAUUCCAGAGGGGGAGUCUAGAAUGGCAGUGGAGGUAUGGUAGCUGGAGCAGGAAGCUGAGUGGUUACAUAUUCAACAGCAAACACAAAGCAGAGAGAAAGGCGAGGGAGAGGGAGGAAGAGAGGGAGGGAGGGAGAGAGAGAAUUGGAGGUGGACUAGGCUAUGAACUGUAAAAGCCCCCUCUCCCCCAGUGAUGUACUGACUCCAGCAAGGUUGCACCUCCUAAAUGCUCCAUCUCAAACAUCACCACUAACCUGGGACUAAGUGUUCAAUACUGGGCUUAUGGGGGACAUUGCUCACUCAAACCACCUCAACCUCUGUUGAGCAUCCUCAUCCUCGCUACUGGGGUUUCCACGAUCUUCGGUAUAAGAAGUGAUUGCGGUGCUCUGCUGUGAAGCUGAACCCUCUUCGACUCUGAUGGAGCAGG